AUGGGCGGUGCCAAGACCCCCCAAGCGGACAGACCUCGGCCACUCCAAAGAAGCAAUAUCCUCAUCGCAAUUAUCAGUCUUUCCCAACCAAUUGAUCCUCCACAACUCUAUCUCUCUGCAGCCAAUUCUGUCAAACUCUCCGGAGUACAACUUCGCAUAGUUAUCAUGGCCGCUCUUCUCUCCUACCUCCCCCCCUUCGAGGGUCUGCUGCCCAAAUGGCUCUUCUUGGUCUCCGUCGUCUCCGCCGCAAACAGCAUCCAAGCCUACCGAUCGGAGUCCUAUGCCGCAGAUCUCUACAACGGAAAAACUGCUGAAGGUCGCCCGCACACCAACGCCCUCUCUUCUCGGACUUUCGGCACAUGGACUUUCCUUUCCUCCGUAGUCCGCAUUUACGCCGCCUACAACCUCAACAACCCGGCUGUCUAUGAUCUCGCGCUCUGGACUUUUGGCAUUGCCCUGGCACACUUUGUCGGCGAGUGGUUGGGCUUCGGUAGUGCGCAGCUUAAGGGUCGCUUCGUUAGCCCUUUGAUUGUUGCUUCGUCCACGCUGGUUUGGAUGUUGACGCAGAGGGAGGCGUAUCUGGCUGCUUAG
Molecule: messenger RNA, 591 nt
Organism: Aspergillus luchuensis
Lineage: Eukaryota; Fungi; Ascomycota; Eurotiomycetes; Eurotiales; Aspergillaceae
Gene: ERG28
Product: Erg28 family protein
Exons: 2
Coding region: 1-591 (196 amino acids)
Cellular component (GO): endoplasmic reticulum; membrane
Molecular function (GO): protein-macromolecule adaptor activity
Source: RefSeq, a predicted model, not a curated record